CAAGAACAGGCGGAUCAGUACGGGGCGAUUUAAAUAAAUAUAUCGCUUACGGUGUACGCCUCACAUACCUCGGGCAGCUUUCUUGGCUGCCUGCUCCAAGCUGAGAGGGGGGGGGCAAGGGGGAGCACCCCGGAUACCACGGGCUAUAAAUUGGUGUCUAGCCCACGUCCCCUAUUUUUCUUACCCCCUUCUCACUUACGAUUCUUGACAGCUCCCCCUUUUUUGCCGCUUCCUAGAUCAACUCAUUUCCUCUCCUUAUACCAUACCUAUCCACUAUGGCAGCAAAUACGGUGUAUGUCAUCACUGGCGCCAAUAGGGGCUUAGGUCUCGGCUUGACCAAGGCACUCCUGGGUCGCCCGUCGACAACCGUCAUCGCCACGGUGCGCAACGGUGAAGCCGUCGCCACGCUUCAAUCCGAAACCGACAGCAUCACCGCCGCCAACAAGACUACCCUCUACAUAUUGAAGCUGGACUUCUCGUCGGCCGUCCCCCCCGAGAAGAUCAUCGAGACCUUCAACGCGGCCACCGGCGCCGGCGACGUCAGCCACGCCGACGUGCUCAUCUGCAACGCGGCCUCCGUGUUUCCCAUGGCCCCCAGCGCCGCCGUCAAAGCCGAGCACCUCCGCGCAGCCUUCGAGGCCAACACGAUCGCGUCGCUGCUGGUGUUCCAGGCCUUCUGGCCGCUGCUCCAGAAGUCGCCCUCCCGAGCCCCCAAGGUCGUCAUGGUGACCUCGUCUCUCGGCUGCAUAACGAACAUGGAGCGCGUGCCCGCCGGCGCCUACGGGCCCAGCAAGGCGGCGCUCAACUACCUCGCCAAGUCGCUGCACACGCAGCACGAGGCCGGCGGCCUGAUAGCCGUCGCCUUGCAUCCGGGCUGGGUGCAGACACGUGCCGGCCAGUCGGCGGCCAAGGAUUGGGGAUUUCCCGGCGAGCCCCCCGUCUCCGUCGAUGACAGCGUCAAGGGCAUGCUAGAUGUCAUCGACAAGGCCACGCGAGAGACCGCGUCGGGCAAGUUCGUCACGCAGACGGGCGAUGUCAUGCCGUGGUAGUGGUCUACCUCGGGGGGUGAUUGAGCGCGUAACGGUGCGCGACGAAGGGGGCUUUCACCGGGAGACUAUACUCGGCAUCGGGUCGGACGUAGCAUACGAGAAAUACAGAAUUGGC
Durotheca rogersii is the source of this 1164-nucleotide messenger RNA. RefSeq names its product short chain dehydrogenase/ reductase. The record is from RefSeq and is a predicted model, not a curated record. Bases 276 to 1049 code for a protein of 257 amino acids. The transcript has a single exon. NCBI's taxonomy places the organism in Eukaryota, Fungi, Ascomycota, Sordariomycetes, Xylariales, Xylariaceae.